AGUUUUUUCUUUUUAUAUUUAGUAAGGGCGGUCAUUUUCGUUUUGUCAGCGAUCGUAGAGUGUGAAAAUUAUUGAAAUAUCCGAACAAGAAAAAUGAAUAUUGAGCAAAUUUUUCUGGACUGUGGCCCAAACCAACUUGGGCAGGUAAAAACAUCAUGCCUCAUGCAGUGGAUAUCUGCAAAUCUAGAGACAAACAUGAAUUUUCGAUUUUAUGAUAGGACACUGGAAGAUUUCCAGAAAUUGUUGGACCCAGAAGGCACGGACAAUUUAGUCACUCAAGAACAUUUUGAGAUCUGUAUGAAGACAUGGCUAAGUAGUCAUGUGACAUGCCUAUUGCAGGAAGAUAGCAUUGUUCGAGAUAGUUCUGGAAAUUCAGACAAAAUGCUAAAUUUUUCGUCAGGCACUUUGGAAACAUCUAAUCACAGUUUUGCUGGAGAUGGAGACAUCUUUGCUACUUGCUGCUGUCAUGAAGAAAAUGAGUUGAGAUUGAAAAACGACGAACUGGAGAGGAAAGUACGAAUGUUGUCCAGCAAGAUCAGAGACUUGCAGCACAUGAUCACCAAUCUUGGCGAGGAAAAUGCAGAGGUUGCAGAUGCGUACAAGGGCUGCAAAGAUGACCUCGAAAAGAGUGAAGCCAGAGUGCAGAGGUUGAUGUGGUUGCAAGCUGAGUGUGACCGCCUCAAAGAGGAGGUCGAAGCCAAGGAGUUGCUCUGCUUGUCCUUGGAGAAUGAGCUUCUUGACUUCAAACAGAAACUGUAUAAUAAGGACCAGCAGCUCCGGGACUGCAUGUUUUCCAAAGACGACACCUUCUCCGAAGUGGAAGCUCUGAAGACAGAGUUGCAGGCGGCAGACGAAAAAAUUGCUUUCCAAGCUGUUUUAUUGAAACAAGUGGAUGACGAAAACAAAGUGUUGACUGAAGCAAAUGUGGAAAAUAUAAACAAAAUUAAGGAGUUGGAAAAAAAACUAGAGGUGCAGGCUGUUGUUUUAAAGGAUAUCAAAAAACAGAGAGAUGAUAGUUACACUAAAUUACCGGUGGAAUACAGAUCCCUAAUCCAGGCAGUUGAGAAUAUUGGAGAAACACUGGACCCAUCUGUUGGCAGUAUUGGUGACAGUGAGUGUUCAUCUGAAGUGUAUGGAGCCUUAACUCAAAAUUUGCCAGAAAAGUUCAGCCACUCUUUGUACAAUGAAAUGAAAUGCAUAGAAAUCGAAAAAGACGACAAGGAGACACAAUGUGAUUUUGUGGCCAGUGACGACCCUCAGGACAGCAAAUUAUUUGAAACGAGCGUUGUGUUUGUGGAAACCACUGCCCGUCGACUGUCCCCGAUACACCUGACCUUUCCCGUCCCCCGCGGGGGCGGUGUGGACGAAGCGUGGGCCCGCAGGGACGCUCCCGACGGCAAUGAACAGACGCCCAGGAGGACUCUGAGGAGCAGGGCGUGUCUGGCUUCGCUGGUGACCAGCACGCCCAUCCCUCCGGACCAGGCGGAGCCCAUGGAUCAGUCUGCUUCACCUCGCCCGUCGCUCGCCGACAGGGAGUGUGCCGCGUUUGCAGACUCGGCCGAGGGCUUGGCGGGCAGGUUGGUGUCUGCUGCCACCAUGACCGAUGAGGUGGAGAAGCGGUCCACGGGUUGCCAGGUCUCGCCGUCCCGCCCGGAAGUCCGCCCCAGGCAGAGGAACAGACGGCAGCAGAGCGUCCGGACUCAGACCGACGUGUGUGCCGUCCAGCCCAAGAGCGUCUGCUCCAAGUCCAUGCAAACUGAAACUGUUGUGAGCUGUUUGCCGAGGAAGAGAGUUCGUUCUUCACAAGAUCUGGAGCCGGAGAGUGAGAAGUGCCAAAACAAGAUUGACAGAAGUGCACAGACAGAAUUGUUAGCUGCGAAUUUGAGCUUCGUAGAGUCAGACAAAUGGCUGGAUGGCUCGGUAAUUUCAGGCAGCACCGCCAGUGAGGUGCUGGUGGGCGAGAGGGCAGUUACGGAUGUGCACAGUACGUGUAAUGGUGAUGACUUAAGACUGCGAACCUCUUUGAAAUGUGUACCACUUGCUUGUGAACCUCCCUGCGCAAGGUGGAACCCUCCUGAUGUUGCUGAGGCAGACAGAGCGAUGGAUUGUGGGAGUAUGGUCCAGUUUCCUCUAAGGGAUCUCAAGAUCAUGUCUGAGGGGGAAGAAGAGGCUAGACAUCCGACUGCUAUUGAGAAGGAUGGUUCGACCAGUGCCAUGUGGGACCGUGCCGCCUCGACGGUGAGCUGGACGACGGACCGCCUGGGAGCCUGCCUUUGGGCGGACCGGAGGCUCUGUACCUCCGCUCUGCGCUGCGGCCUGGUGCUGGCACUGUUGCUGAGCUGCUUGCUGUGCGCGUGCGUCGUGCUCGCGCCCGAUCACGCGCAGUCGUGUUCGUGUUGCAGCAUCGCCACCUGCCUCUGCCCCGAGUUCAAGGUGAACCACUUCGGCGAACACCCCAUAUAGUGCAGGCUUCGUACUCAUUAGUUUUAUAUUUUUUUCACAUGACAAGUAGAAAUUUAUAUGUGCAGUGUAAUAUUUUUAUUUAUACACACACACUUUUUGUAGAAUAAAAAUUCAAAUGAAAAACCUUCACUCAUUUAAUUGGUUCUAACUACUUUCAUUAUUUCAGUGCAGUAGUGUGUUUAUGCAUGGUGUAACGUACAAAUUAUGGUUGUUUUCUAGUAAAAAACAAUGUUUUCUUGGUCACAAAGAAGCCUAAUUUCACAAAGGUGAAGAGUUAUUGUGUGAAAGGUACACACUGUUUUUAACAUGCCUUCAAAGUGCUAGUAACAAGCGGAGAGUCGUAAAAAUUAUCAUAAAUAUAUUUCGGAAUAAUUUCUUUAUUUUGUUGUUUAUUGAUUAGGUAGAAGCUAUACCUUCAUUAGUAAUACAUACAUAUUUUGUUAUUAGUUAAAUUCUUUUUAGUUACUGACAAAUAUUGAAGGUGUAAAGCUUUUCUUUUAUUAGAGGUAAUGCUUUGUACUUAAUAACUUAUUAAGACAAUUUGUAUUUUUGCAAUUGGUUGUAUAUUUUCAUGCCACUAAUGUGUAUUUUAACUACAGAACAGUGAAUUUUAUGUCUGCUGGAUUAUUACAGUUUCAUGUUAUGUACGUCCAGUUAACAUUUGGAAAUUUAUUGAAUUUAAUUAUGGUUACAGUGAAACCUCGUUAGUAUGAUAUCUGUUAAUCCAAAAUCCUCGUUAUUAAAAACCUUUUUGAAUCCCAGCAACACGAAUAGGAUUUUAUGUUAAUUCAUUUGUAUAUUACUGGAUAAUAUGUAAUUCAAAGUUCCAUUACAGCCCAAAACUAGUUUUACGUAUAUUUAAUAUCUGAUAAUACAAAGGGGUAAAGUGAAACCCCGUAUUUGCGUUCUCAGUAUUUACAUUUCCCGAGAUUAAUGACAAUUUCUUUAGGUCCCAUUUAUGUGUCAUUAAAUGCAAUUAAAUACUUUCCCCCUCAAUUUACAUUGCGGAAAUUGCUUUCUUUCUGCUAUUCAUGUCUCGUUUACUAUGUAAAAAGUGGUUUUUAUUUACGUAAACUCAUUUAAGACUUUCAUACAAUACAAUUUCCCAUCAGAUAUUAACAAAUGUUUCCAUCCCGCCAUUUCCUCCAUAAGAUUUACAAUGUAAGAGGUACAAUGUCCUAAUGUUGAAGUUGCCAAAAAACUCAGUUUCUUGUAUAAAACUUUUUUUUAAAGUUGAAACCCAUUAUUAGUUAGGAAAUUACUGUUUACUUAUUUAAUAACAGGAAUACAAAGCUGUCCAAUGUGAAAAUUCUCUUUCAGACAUGUUUUCAAAUAUCUGUUCUGUUGCUGUAGUGGAGUGCUGGUUGACACAAUGUUUGGUUAGGUUGAUGCCUUUAUAGAGUGCGUGCACAUAGUUGAGUAUUGCUAUUGAUAGCGUGGGCUCUUGUCUCUUGCCGAGUGAACUAAUUUGACAGCCCACACACUUUCGUGGUUAGUGUAUACCAUGACAAUAUUAUAGGUAUGCUAGUUAGUUCUGUGUCACACUUAGGUCAUGCUUUUCGUUGUUUUAUUUUAAGUUGACACAAAAUAUUUUUGUAUCAUAUUAUUUAUGUACUAGGUAGUUAUAGUGUCUAUUAAAAUUGAGAUUAAAUGCAAAAGUAGAGCAUUUGUUUGAUGUGUAAAUGCUCAUUAAUAUAAUAUCUUAUUAUAUAAAAAUAUUUUUUUAAACACUUCCAUUAUUUUGUAUGUGCUUAUUUAUUUAACCAUAUAAUACAAGUAAGAAUAAUUAAUUUAAUGAAAAAUAAAUUAAAACUGUUUGUGGUCUUUUUAUGUCAUGUAUUUUGGGCAUGGCUCGAGUAUUGAUUAUAUAUUAGUGGGCUAUUAUACAUUUAAUUUUUCUUUAAUGUAAAAGUAUAUGAGGUACUUAUGUAUUAGAUAAUUUUAGGAGUUUUCCACUCAAUUUACAUUUUCCUGCAAUACUGACACUGAAAUAAAGCUUUUGACCAUUUGUGUGGCUUUCUGCAAAGUGUUUAUUAGAUAUGUAAUAAGUUGUAGCAAAAUACCAUCCAAAAUUGUAAAAUAAUACUGUGUUAACUUUUAUGUAGUUGAACCAUGUUUUUACUUAAGCGAAUGCUGUAAUGCAGUACACAAUAUUCUUUUGUUUUGACAAUGUACAAAUUAUGUGUGUGAUGUGGGGAAGUAUAGUUAUUAGAAACCUAGUUAUUACAAAAUGGAUAAAUUUCUGUUCCAAUGAAGUUUGAGGUUUUACUGUUAAUCAUAUUUCUAGUGGUGAAUUAAAAUACUGUAACAUUUAAAGUACUUAAAUUAGGUUAACUGCUAGGGACCUUGGUACCUAUUUAUCAUUGAUUGUUGUAUCAUUUUAAUAUAAAUGUACAAUGCCAGACAAUAAAAAUCUUAAAUUUA
Messenger RNA from Bacillus rossius redtenbacheri, 4887 nucleotides. RefSeq lists its product as uncharacterized. The coding region runs from base 94 to 2463 and encodes 789 amino acids. NCBI's taxonomy places the organism in Eukaryota, Metazoa, Arthropoda, Insecta, Phasmatodea, Bacillidae. The transcript is spliced from 18 exons. The record is from RefSeq and is a predicted model, not a curated record.